This is a messenger RNA of Mytilinidion resinicola, 1278 nucleotides long. RefSeq lists its product as uncharacterized. The record is from RefSeq and is a predicted model, not a curated record. The transcript has 3 exons. The coding region runs from base 1 to 1278 and encodes 425 amino acids. NCBI's taxonomy places the organism in Eukaryota, Fungi, Ascomycota, Dothideomycetes, Mytilinidiales, Mytilinidiaceae.
AUGGCAGACUACUUCUCAGACCCCCCGCCAGGCCUGGAUCUGACCGAGAAUCGGACAUCUAGGAACAACGCCGUUGGUGCUGUGCUCUUUGGGCUCUCAGCGGUGUUUGUGGGGUUACGACUGCUCACUCGAUUGAAAUACCAGCAUGCCGCGCUGGGGUUGGACGAUUGGCUCAUGUUUUUUGGGCUUGGGCUGAAUGCUGGAAAUUUGGCGUGUUGCAUCGCAGGGGGCUUCUUCGGGCUAGGAAGACAUAUUUACGUCCUCACGCCCUACGACAUGCGACAAAUCUCCGUCAUCACCUUCGCAUACGUCUUCAUUUACGCCUGGAGCGUCUGUGUCAUCAAAUUCUCCAUUAUAGCCCUCUACCGCCGCAUUUUCGGCAUGACAUUAUUGGGCUGGUGGUGCGUAUUCCUGACUACAGGGUACCUCAUCACGAACCAUAUUGUGCUUCCGCUAUACACCAAGCCGCUUUCGUAUUACUGGGACCAGUGGUACGGCGUUAAAGGUGUUGUGCAGGUCAACGAAGGAAAUUUCUACCUCGGAGUCGGCAUCAUAAAUCUUUUCGGUGAUAUCUGCAUCUUAUCCGUCCCCAUUCGCAACGUAUGGCGCCUGCAAAUGAGCCGACCGCAGAAGUUCAUUAUCAUGUUUAUGUUCUUACUCGGAAGCUUCGUCUGCUUUGCCUCUCUCUACCGCAUCGUAACCAUCAUCCGUCUAACGAAGACCACUGAUAUAUCCUGGGCCAAAUCUGACGUCUUCAUCUGGUCCUCUGUCGAGCCCUCCAUUGGCAUCAUCUCCGGUUGUCUACCCACUCUUCGGCCCCUAUUACUCCACGUCUUACAUGACUUCUUCGGCUACGACUUGAAGUCUUCCGGUUCCGAUAACGGGGGGGCUCCGUACCCAACUCUAGAGACAAUAUCCAAGAAGCGCACGAGGAAGAUGAGGAAUAGGGACGUGGAUGCGGAGGUAUUGAAUGAAACCCAACUUACACAGUUUGGAGAUGAGAGGGAUGACGCGGCCAAUGGGGAGGUUGCGCUUGUAAACUCGCCGAUAAAGAUAAAGAUCAAGUUUGGGAAAAUCGAAGCGGAGACGGGGAGGUGGCGGCCUGAUGAAGAUGAGAUGUGCUUGACUACCACAGUUGUUGAAGGGCGAACCGUCUCAAGAACGAAUGUGGGGUGCAGUACGGAUAAAGACGAGGAAUCGCAGGGUUGUGAGAGUAGAGAUGGGAUUAAGGUUGAGAAACAGUUCUUUUGGGGAGAAGAGAAGGGAGAACAGCGGUAA